CCAGCCGCGGCGUGCCCGUGGCCACGCGUGUGCGUGUGCGUGGGCCGACCCCACGUCCGGCAGCCGCCGCGGCGGGACGGGCUCGUCGCGGAGCGGACACCAUGGUCCUGGGGGGCUCUGGCUGGUGGCUGCUGAUGGGGGUCUGCACCCUCAUCCCCACUCACACCACCCAGCGGGGAUCAGAAGAGGACGUGGCACCCAGAGUCAGGAUGGAGGAAUCAGAGUUCCACCUCAGCUGGGAUGGGGACCCCCUCCGUGACUCCCAGCACUGCGGCAUCACCUUCCACACCCCCAGCCCUUGCAGCAUCCGUGGGCCGCCCGCCUCCGCCUCUCGCGACGAGCUGGAGCACCUCAAGAACCUCUUGCAGGACACCAAGGCCAACCUGAAGGACGUGGAGAUGGCAGCCACGCUGGAGGACAACCAGACCCGCUACCAGGACAUCAUCACCGAGGCGCUGCCCGCCAUCCGGGGAGCCAACCUGGAGUUUCAGGAGAGCCUGGACAACGUCCGCAGGGAGCUGGAGGCUCACGUGGCCGAGGCUGAUCACCCACAGACGGCUGAGAAGAAGGAGAAGCUGCAGAAAGGUGUCCGUGUGGUGGCCCACAUGCUACGGCUCACUGGCCAGCUGGCCCAGACCCUGGAUGCUGCAGCCCAGCGCCUCCAUGCCGAGCUGAGCCAGCGCCUGCAGAGCUCAGCUGCCCACGCUGCUGCCACCACUGCCGAACCCUAGGACAGAGGGGACACCUUCGUGUCACCCUGUAUGGGGCUUUGCUUGCUGGUAAGAUCACAGCCUGCCUUUGGGGUGUCCUGACUCAUCUCCCUGACCCCAGCAGCUGAGAUGUUGCACAGGGUGUUUUCAGAGUGGUCUGAAGCUGGGAGGGGAUGGGGACAGGAGGUUGCUGCCCACUGCAUGACACACACACGAUGCCAUCACACCCAUAACCCAAGAAAAGACCUUUCGGAUCCUCAAUCCCAGUCCCUUCCCUCACCAUGCCAAGCCCACCACUGACCCAUGUGCCUCAGCACCUCAGCUACACGGCUCUGCAAUAGCUCCAGGGAUGGGGAUUCCACCACCUCCCUGGGCAGCCUGAGACAAGGGCUGACAACCCUCUCAGUGAAGAAAAAGUUCUUCCUCAGCUCCAAUCUAAACCUCCCCUGGGGCAACUUGAGGCUGUUCCCUGUUGUCCAGUGAUUCAUUACUGGAGAGAAGGGACCAACCCCAACCACAGCCUCCUGUAAGGGAGUUGCAGAGGUUGUCCAGGCUGAACACCGCCAGGGCCCUCAGCCCCUCCCCAGCACACUUGUGCUCCAGCCCCUUCCCCAGCUCCGCUGCCCGGCUCUGGACACGCUGCGGCCCCUCAGUGUCCCUCUGGCAGUGAGGGGCCCAACACUGAACACAGCACUCGAGCUGCGGCCUCACCAGGGCCCAGCACAGGGGACGGCCACUGCCCUGGGCCUACUGCCACACCACUGCUGAUACAAGCCAGGGGGCCACUGGCCUUCUUGCCCACCUGGGCAAGCUACUGCCUCAUCUUCAGCUGCUGGCACCAACCCCUCCCCAGGCCCUUUCAUUUCAGGCAGUGGUUAAUUCAUCACCAGAGGUUCUCCUGGGAAGGCUGGAGAGACAUCAGCCACACCAGUCUCAAGGCACUCUGUUACCCCCACGGUGUACCCAAGGGUGGGCAGGAGGCAGGAAUCCUUGCCCCAGGGCAGCAGCCCUGCCGCAGGAGCUGCAGGCAGUGAAAUAAAGCAUCAUCGCACUCUGCCAGGCA
Messenger RNA from Colius striatus (speckled mousebird), 1773 nucleotides. RefSeq lists its product as uncharacterized. The coding region runs from base 102 to 731 and encodes 209 amino acids. The transcript has 3 exons. The record is from RefSeq and is a predicted model, not a curated record. NCBI's taxonomy places the organism in Eukaryota, Metazoa, Chordata, Aves, Coliiformes, Coliidae.